Messenger RNA from Xenia sp. Carnegie-2017, 1031 nucleotides. RefSeq lists its product as uncharacterized. The transcript has 8 exons. NCBI's taxonomy places the organism in Eukaryota, Metazoa, Cnidaria, Anthozoa, Malacalcyonacea, Xeniidae. The record is from RefSeq and is a predicted model, not a curated record. The coding region runs from base 79 to 939 and encodes 286 amino acids.
CCUUGGACGGUAACAAAAAACAAACAGAUUUACUGAGGUCACAAAAGCUUCCAUACGGCAUAUUGACGAGAACAAAAGAUGAAAAGCUUGUAUCUCCUUGUCGCGCUCCUACUUGGGAUCUUAGGAAAUCCUCAGUUUGUGAAAAUCAAAGUGGUUAAAGGAAACGACCCAGGAUUAUGUUAUAAAAAUAGCAGUGAAAAGAUGACGCUGGUUCGUGAUCGACAAAACAUACCUAAACUCUUGAUAUGUUCAAAUGUCAACGGUGUUUUUUCAUGGAGAACAGUGGACGGUUCUAGUUCUCCAGGAGAAUUUUUUGACCCAGUAUACGACUGUUCAACCAUAUUGGAUAAAGAUCCAAAAGCUAAAGAUGGAUUUUAUUGGAUAACACUUGGAGAAAAGAAACCAAAAAGGGUUUAUUGUGACAUGACAACUGAUGAUGGUGGGUUCAUGUUGAUUGGUCGACAAAAUACAUCCGUUACAUGGACAGUACCAUCUAACAACAAGACAGUGGAACCAUUUGCUGAACCUCAUUGGAUAAGUUCAUUAGGAGAGGCUCCAAUGGUUGAUUUCAGAGUACAAAUGGCCACUAAAGAUGAUUUUAAGACAACUCAAGCUCAUUGGUUUUACAGAUUUCAAAAUCCACGAAAAUUAAAAAAUCUGAUGAUUUACAACAAAGGAGGCUGUACAAAUACAUCACCUGGGAUUGGUGACGUUAAAUUUGUAAAAGAUCUGAUGACUGAAAAUAUUGUGACAACAAGUUUUCGUUGCUCAAAGUUUGGAUUGGCGUACAAUAAAAGAGCACAGUUUGGAUGGGCAAGAAUGAACGACUGUUUAAACAGACCAUGUCCUUGGGGAUUUGCUUUUCACCACAAAUAUCCCUUCAAACUGACUUUUCUGGAGCAUUCAGCUACAGCACAACGAAUCAAAUUUCAGGGAUAAACUUUGGAGCGACGGCAUUAGUUGGCUGUGACAACAGAAAGUGCUGUGGUUGUUAUGGUCCUAAGAAUGGCAAGAAAAAUUAUUGUUUUAAA